AUGCAUUCUUGGGGGAGAGAGGAAGCUUGCUUUCUAGAUGUGGUUGUUUUAGCUAAUGAUGAAGUAGUGAGUGUGUUGGGUAGUUUCCGGCAGCUCAAUGAAAACUCUGUCAAGCUUUGGAAAAGUUUACCAAAAGGGAAAAUGGGAAAAGAUGGAAGGAUGAGACUCAAAACUGCAGAGGUUUCAGAGGCUUUAGAAGCUAUUCUUUUCCAAGAAACCCUAAUGGUUUCUAUCUAA
Prunus armeniaca (apricot) is the source of this 237-nucleotide messenger RNA. Lineage: Eukaryota; Viridiplantae; Streptophyta; Magnoliopsida; Rosales; Rosaceae. The record is from the annotation of a GenBank genome assembly.